This is a messenger RNA of Lobosporangium transversale, 321 nucleotides long. RefSeq lists its product as hypothetical. The coding region runs from base 1 to 321 and encodes 106 amino acids. The transcript has 2 exons. Lineage: Eukaryota; Fungi; Mortierellomycota; Mortierellomycetes; Mortierellales; Mortierellaceae. The record is from RefSeq and is a predicted model, not a curated record.
AUGUCUAACAACAUCUCUGAUCGUAUCUCUAACACUGCCAACUCGUACAUCGGAGGCGCCAAGCAGACUGUCGGAGAGACUAUCGGAAACAAUAGCCUCGCAGCCUCAGGAGCCGAGCAGAGAGCCGGAGCUGAGGCUCGUCAAGCUGCAGCCGAUGCCAAGACACAUGCUGAGGGAGCAGGCCACACAGCCCAAGGCAAGGUCCAACAGACUGUUGGAUCACUGACAGGCAACACAUCGAUGGAGGCUCGCGGUCAUGCCAACGAAGUCAAAGGCGAUCUCGAACGCAAGUCGCGCUAUCCAGAAUGUCUUUUUUGGUAG